This is a messenger RNA of Dictyostelium purpureum, 2484 nucleotides long. RefSeq lists its product as uncharacterized. The transcript has 2 exons. The record is from RefSeq and is a predicted model, not a curated record. Bases 1 to 2484 code for a protein of 827 amino acids. NCBI's taxonomy places the organism in Eukaryota, Evosea, Eumycetozoa, Dictyosteliales, Dictyosteliaceae. Gene Ontology annotation, molecular function: GTP binding.
AUGUCAAAUACUUUCUCUAUAUUGGUAAUUGGAGAAACUGGGUCUGGUAAAUCAACAUUGAUCAAUACCAUAACAAAUUAUUUUUUGGGUGGAAAAAUUCCAGACAAUAUCAAAGUUGCAAUUAAAACCAAGUUUUUUGAUGCCACAGAAAAUUUCAAAUCAAAUGAAAAUGAUUCUCAUGACAGAACAAAGAGUCAAACUGAUAGUUGUAAUACCUAUUCUUUUAAAAAAGAUUCAAAAACUUUUGUUUUCAUUGAUACACCAGGUUUAUCUGAUACACGUGGUGUUGAACAAGAUGACAUAAACAUUGGUAAAAUAAUUGACUCUGCCGAAAAUUGUUUAAAUCUAUCAGCAGUUUUAAUUGUUAUCAAUGGCUCCGUUCCAAGAAUGACUAUUAACCUUCAAAAUGUUAUUACUAGACUUCGUGGAUCUAUUCCUGAUUCAUUAUUAAAUAAUAUUUUCCUUGUAUUUACAAAUUGUUAUAAAUUUGAAAGAAACUUUGUUAUAGAAUCUUUGGAAAUUGAAGUAAAUACCGAUAACAUUUUUCAUAUGAACAACAAUGCAUUCAGUUCAGAUAAAAGACUUUGGGACGAAGAUUCAAUUGAUGCUUUAAAAAAAGAAUUUGAACGUUCUUUUAUUACCACUGAAAGACUUUUAGAAACUGUAUCCAAACUAUCAUCUGUCUCCACUAAACAUUUUGGGGAAAUGAAAAAACAUAGAAUGAUUAUAAAAUCUACUCUACAUAAAGCAAAAGUAGAUAUUGGUAAUCUUCAAAUGCUUCAAGAUUCACUAGCUUCUUAUCAAGCCCAAUUGAAAAAAGCAAACAAUGAUGUCGAGUCAUUUAAAAACUAUACAAAAAAAACAACAGUUGCAACUUAUGAAUUAAAAGAUGCUCAUUAUCAUAGUACAAUUUGUAGUACAUGUAAUCAUGUUUGUCAUGACAAUUGUCGUUUAUCAGAAAUUUCUACAAUGGGUGACAAUGCCUUUCUUGGUUGUUAUGCAAUGUCUGGAUGUAAUAAUUGUGGUAUUUGCCCAAGCAAAUGUUCUUAUACUGUUCAUUAUCAUGAUAAAAAAACAAUGGUGAGCGUUGAAAAAACUGUAGAAGAAGAGCUAAAAGAUUUGAAGGAUAAAUUUAUGAAAAGUUCACAAUUAUCUACCCAAUAUUCUGGCCAGAUUAGUACACUUUCAGAUGCAAAGAAGUUAGCAGAUGAAACUUUAAAAAAAAUGACCACUGAAAUUGUAUACUCGUGUAAAGAAUUGAAAAAACUAUGUUCUGGUUUUAAUUUAGUUGAUGAACUUCAAAUAACAUUAACUCAAAUGGAAAUGGAGGCAAAAAAUUCAACAUCAUUUGAUGCAAGAAAAUCAGCUGAUGAAAUGAUUAGAGUAAUCAGAGAAAUAUGCAAUACCUUGAACAAAGAAUCAGUGUUAAAAUCAAAAAAGAAAAAUAUUUCAAUUGAUGAAUCAAAAAUUAAAAAGGAUUACAUUAAAAAUAAUAAUUUUGCACAAGAUAAUAUUUGUUCAGAUAGCAAGUUUGGUCCAGAAGGUGCCAAGAUAAAUCCAAAGAAUAUGAAUAACCCAAAGGUUGGUUUCUCCCCUCAAAAGGGCACGAACAUGAAUAUGAACAAAUUUCCACCACAAAUGGGUAUGAGCAUGAACAUGAACAUGAACAAAUAUCCAUCUCAAAUGGGAAUAAACAUGAACAAGAACAAAUAUACACCAAAUAAAAUCAAAAUUGCAACAGGUUCCCAAUAUCAACAACCUCAAAUGCACCAAAUGCAAAAGUCCAAUGGAAUUGAUGUUGCUACUAGAGUACCAUUUAAUAAACAAAAAAAAAAAAACUGUAUUUCAUGUAAAAAAGAUUUUUAUUUGGAUAAUGAAAAAUAUAAAGAAUUAAAAAUCAAACAUGGUAAAAAUAUUCAAUGUACAAUAUGUUUCACAGCCACUGCCCAAAAAAUAUUCCUACCAGACCCAAAUAGUGGUAUUAAACAAAAGAAAAUAAACUGUGUUUCUUGCAAAAAUGAUUUUAUUUUGGAUAAUGAAAAAUAUAAAGAAUUAAAAAUCAAACAUGGUCCAAAUAUUCAAUGUAAAACAUGCUUCACUACCAUGGCCCAAAAAAUAUUCUCACCAGAUAUAAAUAAUAACAAACAAAAGAAAUUAAUCUGUAUUUCUUGCAAAAAUGAUUUUAAUUUGGAUUAUGAAAAAUAUAAAGAAUUAAAAAUCAAACAUGGUAACAAUAUUCAAUGUUCAAUAUGUUUCACAGCCACUGCCCAAAAAAUAUUCCUACCAGACCCAAAUAGUGGUAUUAAACAAAAGAAAUUAAUCUGUAUUUCUUGCAAAAAUAAUUUUAAUUUGGAUAAUGAAAAAUAUAAAGAAUUAAAAAUCAAACAUGGUCCAAAUAUUCAAUGUAAAACAUGUUUCACUACCAUGGCCCAAAAAAUACUUUCACCUGAACAACAAAAAAAAAAAUUCAGCACCCAAAAAUGA